Molecule: messenger RNA, 2325 nt
Organism: Thalassophryne amazonica
Lineage: Eukaryota; Metazoa; Chordata; Actinopteri; Batrachoidiformes; Batrachoididae
Gene: guf1
Product: GUF1 homolog, GTPase
Exons: 17
Coding region: 306-2312 (668 amino acids)
Biological process (GO): positive regulation of translation
Cellular component (GO): mitochondrion
Molecular function (GO): GTP binding; mitochondrial ribosome binding; GTPase activity
Source: RefSeq, a predicted model, not a curated record
AGAAUUUUUAGUUUCGAUGUCCUUCAUGAAUUAAUUUGAUUACUGACUGCUUGAUUCAUAUUUGUUCCUCUUCGUCAUCGCUGCUUCAAAAGUAUCAACUACAUUUCCCAGAAAUCUUCGCGGUUGACAAAAUGUCAGCGCCCAAAGAGCUCAUGUCCUGGGAUUAUACAGGAUUUUUUUUUUUUCUGUUUACCGUCGACACAGUUUUUAGACACGAUGACACAAAUGGUCAGAUAAUUUAACAACUCGUUCUGCACUUCACUGCCGACAGCUCGUAUUUAAAGGAGCGUUUUGAGACGGAAAACAUGUUUUGUGUUGUCAGACGACGCUGUGAAACGUCCGCAUUAAGACGCGUUUUACAUUUGUACAGAAAGAAAACACAGAACUAUAAUUUAACUCGUAAAGUAAUAAAAUCUCUGCCAGUGUUCAUCUCCAACAGAUUCAAGACGAUCAGCACGCAAACAGACAAGGACAGCAUUGACUUGUCCAAGUUUCCUGUGGACAGAAUUAGGAAUUUUUGCAUCAUUGCCCAUAUUGACCAUGGGAAAAGCACUUUGGCUGACAGGUUGUUGGAGAUGACCGGUGCCAUCGUGAAGGAUGAGAAGAACAAACAGGUGCUGGACAAACUGCAGGUGGAGCGGGAGAGAGGCAUCACAGUGAAGGCUCAGACAGCCUCACUGUUUUACACCCACCAGGGUCAGCAAUACCUCCUGAACCUCAUCGACACACCGGGUCAUGUUGACUUCAGUUAUGAAGUGUCCAGAUCAGUUGCUGCAUGUCAAGGUGUCCUCUUACUUGUUGAUGCCAAUCAGGGGAUCCAAGCACAGACGGUGGCGAACUUCUAUCUGGCCUUUGAAGCACAGCUGACAAUUAUUCCUGUCAUCAACAAGAUUGAUUUGAAAAACGCUGACCCGGAGAGAGUGGCGUCGCAGAUCGAAAAAGUGUUUGACCUUCACCGUGACGAGUGCAUUCAUAUUUCAGCAAAACUUGGAAUAAAUGUUGAAAAGGUUCUUGAAGCAGUUGUGAACAGAAUUCCACCGCCAGUGGCGAAUGUUGACGACCCAUUUCAAGCUCUAGUGUUUGACUCUAAUUUUGACCACUAUCGAGGAGUUGUUGCCAACAUUGCCAUUUUUGGAGGUUGUGUCCAAAAAGGAGACAAGAUUGUCUCAGCACAUCUUGGCAAAUCCUACGAGGUCAACGGACUGGGGCUUUUUCGGCCAGAUGAGCACCCAACUCUGAGACUUUAUGCAGGACAGGUGGGCUACAUAAUAGCAGGAAUGAGGGAUGUGAAGGAAGCUCAGAUUGGCGACACACUGCAUCUCCAGGGGCAUCCGGUGGAAGCUCUUCCAGGGUUUAAGCCGGCAAAAGCCAUGGUCUUUGCUGGCGUGUUUCCAAUGGACCAGUCGGAAUACCCUGGCCUUCGCAGUGCCGUUGAGAGACUAACCCUGAACGACUCGAGUGUCACUUUGCAGAGAGACAGCAGUCUGGCCCUCGGAGCAGGCUGGAGACUUGGCUUCCUGGGACUCCUUCACAUGGAGGUGUUCAAUCAGAGGCUGGAGCAGGAGUACAAUGCCUCUGUUAUAGUAACAGCACCCACUGUGCCCUACAAAGCUCUUCUGUCUUCAGCCAAACUCAUCAAGGAGCACGGCGGUCAGGAGAUCACUAUAGUGAACCCUGCUCAGUUCCCAGACAAAAUGGUGGUAUCUGAGUAUUUGGAGCCCAUGGUGCUCGGGACCAUUCUGACUCCAGAUGCUUACAUCAGCAAGAUCAUGAAUCUGUGCUUGAAUCGCAGAGCCAUCCAGAAGAACGCCAUCUACGUUGAUGACCAGCGAGUUAUGAUGAAGUAUCUUUUCCCAUUAAAUGAAAUUGUUGUGGAUUUCUAUGACCUUCUCAAAUCACUCACAUCUGGAUAUGCCAGCUUUGAUUAUGAGAAUGCAGGUUACCAGGCUGCUGAUCUGAUAAAGAUGGACAUUCUGCUGAAUGGGCGACCUGUGGAAGAGCUGACCACAAUAGUACACAGAGACCGUGCACACAGCACAGGGAAAGCCAUGUGUGAACGGCUCAGAGAUUCCAUACCGAGACAGAUGUUUGAGAUCGCUGUACAGGCGGCUGUAGGCAGCAAAAUUAUUGCCAGAGAAACGAUAAAGGCCUACAGGAAAAAUGUUCUUGCAAAGUGUUAUGGUGGUGACAUCACACGGAAGAUGAAGCUGCUGAAGAGGCAGGCAGAGGGGAAAAAGAAAAUGCGCCGUAUCGGCAAUGUGGAAGUGCCCAAGGACGCCUUCAUUAAGGUUCUGAAGAGAAAAGACAAAUAAACAUUAUGAUGAU